Messenger RNA from Prunus armeniaca (apricot), 819 nucleotides. NCBI's taxonomy places the organism in Eukaryota, Viridiplantae, Streptophyta, Magnoliopsida, Rosales, Rosaceae. The record is from the annotation of a GenBank genome assembly.
AUGGAAGAUGUCUUGUUGUGUGAGUGUUGGGUCCAAAUUAGUCAUGAUCCCAUAUUGGGUAAUGAGAUGAAAUUCAGUCAAAUAUGGAAAAAAAUUCUUCACGAAUUUGUUGAAAGAUCGGGUUCCACCCGUACGGAAAGCGCAUUGUCAAGUGAGUGGAAACUUCUCAACAAAGAGUUGGGGAAAUGGAGAGAUGCCCUCACAAAAGUGAUGAAUAACCAUGCAAGCGGGGAAAAUCUCAGCGAUGAGAUUGUGCAAGCUCAAAUGUGGUAUGGUGCUACUGGACAAGGGAAAAAAAAUUUCAACCAUACCCAAUGUUGGGAGGUGGUGAAGCAUUGUAAGAGAUUUAGCAUUAUUCCAAUGGCUCCAACGGUGGUGUUAAACGAGACGCCACUCCAUGAUUCACAAGCUUCGGAUUCGCCUAUGGAAUCCCCUAUGAGUGAAGACUCACCCAUUCAAAAGGAGCCGAGGCCUAUUGGGAGGAAGGCGUCGAAGGCAAAGAGAGGAAUUAAUUCUACGAGUAAUACCUCUAAAUUUUUGGAGGAAAUUGCAAGGCAAAGCGCCUUGAGAAUUGAAAUAGACAAGAAAGUCCAAGAAGAUGAUAGGGCAAUGGCAAUAGAAUUUGCUAAAGAAAGGGAGUAUCAACGCAAAGAAAACGAAGAAAAGAAGGAUCGGGAAACCAUGGCCAUGGAUACAAGCCACAUGUCUCCUGAAACAAAACAAUAUUGGAAGCUAGAACGAAAGGCUAUUAUGAGACGAAGACUUUUUCGUGAUGAUGGACCUAGCAAUACAUAUUGGUUAAAUGAUGAAAACCCUUAA